Molecule: messenger RNA, 873 nt
Organism: Lottia gigantea (owl limpet)
Lineage: Eukaryota; Metazoa; Mollusca; Gastropoda; Lottiidae
Exons: 2
Coding region: 1-873 (290 amino acids)
Source: RefSeq, a predicted model, not a curated record
AUGGCAAACAAGUUUGGAUUAGGGUCUUUACCUCUAGAAUCUAAAAAUCCCAUGAGUUCUACGGCGUUUAUAAACAAAGCGAAACCUUUUUUCGUGGAUCAAAUCGGAGACACCUUACAAAGAGAUAUCGAUAUGAACAAUUUCAAAAUAACUAAUUUAAAGUUUCCAGGAAACGAUAACGAUGCCGUGAACAAGAAAUAUUUACUGGAUCAAAUAAACGCAAUUCAAAUAGAUAAGGACCAUGUUGAAAAUAGAAUAAAUGACGUGAAAAGAUUCAUCAGACGAAAUAUUAAUAAUCUUGUGGACGAACCCAAACUACAACAAGAGGUAACGAGUUUGAAACGUCUUAUUCAAGUGGAUAAAACAAGUCAGUUGCAAUAUUUAAUAUCUAAAUUAGACGAUAAGAUUACGAAGAGAAAGUUGAGCAAAUUAGAAGCUAUUGUCACGGACAAAUCGUAUUAUUUCAAUCUACCAUUCGAAAGUGACACUGUCUUCGAUAGAAAAGACCAAAUUUAUAAAUCAAACAAAUACGGAUUCAAAGCAGAAAUAAAAGUGGGUUCUCUCGCAUAUGGUGAACCUAAAAACGUAUUCGAUAUCGGCGAAACGCAAGAGUUUUCUUUUCGAGGUAAUUGUCUGAUUCAAAAAGAGUUUCCCAUGAAGGUUAAAGUCAAUAAAGUAGUCUUCAAACAAACCGGUAAGGGCGUCAAACAUAUUUCAUUAUUCAAUGAUGGUAAUUUGGAAGAGAAUAUACGUUUGAUUGAUAAAAGGGAUCAGGAAAUUGAAACGAAAAAUGGUAAAUAUGUAGACACCUUUAAAAUGGAAGUAGAAAAUGAUAAGGAUAUCAUUGGAAUCAAAGAUUUGGAUAUGACUUGA